This is a messenger RNA of Ostreococcus tauri, 1017 nucleotides long. Its product is annotated as unnamed product. Lineage: Eukaryota; Viridiplantae; Chlorophyta; Mamiellophyceae; Mamiellales; Bathycoccaceae. The record is from RefSeq and is a predicted model, not a curated record. The transcript has a single exon. The coding region runs from base 1 to 1017 and encodes 338 amino acids.
AUGGUUAUCAAGGUUAUCAACGUGUCGCUCAAGUCGCACAAAAAGCAAGCCGUCUGGGUCGUGGUUCUGUUUUUCACCGCGCUCGUCUACGCGUCGAGUCGCCGUGGCGACACGAGAGACGUGGACGAUGUGAUUUCGACGACAAACAUCGUCGCGGACGCGCGUGCGGGGGCGGUGACCGGCGCUGAGGUCGUGGCGAGGUCGGAAACAACAGACGAACAGAGGUAUGCGGUGAUCGCACCAGUACACUCGCUCAAGGCAUUUGAAGUACUCCGCGUGACUUGGGGUUUAUUCAAACCGUGCGAUGAAACAACGGGACAUCUCAGUCAUAGUGUGGACUUAAUCUUCAUGACGGACGCACACCUCCCGUCGCUCGACAUUCCCGGCGGACGCUGCUUCGACGACGUGUACCAACUGCGACCGCUGGUACCGAGUUGUUACGACACCUAUGCGGGGGGCCCGCCGUAUUGUUUCUUCACGAUGAUGCUACACCGAGAUUUGGAUCGAAAAUACGCCGCGGUGUUACAGAUGGAGGCCGAUUCGGUUCCUGUGAAGCACGAUUGGCUUUCAGCAGUGGUCGAAACCGUGCUCCGGCCGACGUCGGGAGAGGUGUGGAUACAAGCGGCGAAGAAUACGUAUAACCAUGAUUACUUCAACGGAAACGGGGCUUACAACUUACGCAACGAAACAUUUAGACAGUUUCUCUCCGAAUACAGAGAGUGGUUCUACACCAAGGUUUCGGGCGACACCGCCUUUGACUCAAACAUGAUCAGAUUCGCUCAGGCGACUGGUCAAUUCGAUGCGUUCACUCGGCAUUUACAAGGCUCGAGAGCGAUUCGUAACUGUGAUCUCAUGUCUCUGGCAGAAUGUCGAUCGGCGCUCGAUCCGAAAACGUGGGGUGGUCCCACCCCUGCGGCUAUUCUAGUUCAUAGUCACGCGUUUAAAGAGCCGAGCGAGGUUCGUCGCCAGCUGCUUGUCGAGCUCCUGGGAAACGAAACCGUGAAUCUGCAAAGGUGA